This is a messenger RNA of Bactrocera tryoni, 1123 nucleotides long. RefSeq names its product putative nuclease HARBI1. The record is from RefSeq and is a predicted model, not a curated record. Bases 522 to 845 code for a protein of 107 amino acids. The transcript is spliced from 5 exons. NCBI's taxonomy places the organism in Eukaryota, Metazoa, Arthropoda, Insecta, Diptera, Tephritidae.
ACGAACAUAGCCUUUUUCUCAAAAGUGAUGCAUCCAAUAAUUUUUUUAUAUUCGUCUUCGGAAUCUGAGGAAGAAAACGUGCAGCAAGUCAUAAGGAACCGAAUGCGAGACAAAAGCAAUCCCUUGGCAUUGCCGGCGGCAGCCUUCAGGAAACGGUUCAGACUCUCUAAAAGUGCAUUUAACUACGUAUUGGCUGAACUCAAAUUUGAAAGGCAUUUGUCAACCGCAGUGGCACCAAUGAUUCAACUGGGAGCGACUUUGUCCCUUUUGGCCAGUGGUGGCUACUAGCACUUGGUGGGAAAUGAAUUUUUGAUAGGAAUAUGUCAAAGCACUAUUUGCAAAAUAAUAAAAAAUGUAAUCAGCGAAAUGGAAACAAAGUUGCGCCCCCAAUUUAUUAAAUUCGUGCCCGACAAUCUUUCGGAAUGCACGAAAUCGUUUGUUGAAAAAUACAAAAUUCCUGGAGUUAUUGGAGUAUUGAUGGCACGCACUGUGGGCUGCAAAAACCAACAGUAAAUGAGCACAUGUUCUUCAACAGGAAAGGAUACCAUAGCCUCAACUCAAUGACAAUAUGUGACCAUGAAUACCGCAUUUUGGCCAUUGACUCAAAGUAUGGUCUAGCCGCACACGAUUCCUUUGUGUGGAAGCAUUCGGCACAACGAAAGUUUUUGGAGGAGCAAUUUAACCAAAAUAACUUCAAAAAUGUUUGGCUUUUAGGAGAUUCGGGUUAUCCCUUGGAGCCGUGGUGUUUAACACCAUUCAGGAACCAUGAAGAAGGGUCUACUCAAGCUCGGUUUAAUGAGGCUCAUUCUAAAGCUGUGUGGUUGAAAGAACCAUUGGUAUCCUAAAGGGCCGUUGGAAAAUUCUCAGCAAUGACAAGAGAAGCCGUUACCAACCUGAAAAAAUGGCACAAUUCGGGAAUGUAUGUGCAGCGUUGCAUAAAAUAUGCAUACAUUUCAAAGAUGCGUCGUAUUGCAGAGAUUAUGCACGUGAAGCUAUUAACACAGAAGUGGAUAUGGGAAACGAAACUCAUUUAACCAAAAUUGGACACAAAAUUCGAAACCAUAUAAUAUUGGCGCUAGAAAAUACAAUUUGAAUAAAACAAGUGUAUGUAUGUUUAUUAUUA